CUCAACACUGUUACAGCCUCAGGAAGCACACGCUGGUAGCUGCUACAAUAGACUGUAUUAGCCAGUCAGUGGAUCCAUCAUCUGCUUUCCCACUGAGUCAGACCACAGCUUGUCUGUGCAAGCACAUGCAAAGUUUUGAUGUGAUGUCAGAGCCUCUCAAGUGCUGCAUCUGCCUGGAUGACUUCACCAGGCCUGCGUCCCUCCCCUGUGGACACUGCUUCUGUCUGGGAUGUAUCGGAGAAUACUGGAGGAUCCUGAAGGCCUAUCGGUGCCCCCUCUGCAAGGCCCUCUUCCCCACCAGGCCACAGCUCAAAACAGACCAAACGCCGCAGCCUCAGAACGCAGCUUCUCCUUUAAAAGCUGGAGAGGUUCCCUGUGAUUUCUGCCCCGCAAAGCGUCCAGCAGUCAAGUCCUGCCUGGUGUGUCUGGCUUCGUACUGCGACGCCCAUCUGGAACCGCAUUACCAGAGCGAAGAUCUUGGGCGCCAUCUUCUGAUCAGCGUGGUGAAGAACCUGGAGGACUCCGUGUGCAGGCUGCACGGGAAGCGGCUGGAGAGCUUCUGCAGCAGUGACCGGGCGUGCAUCUGUGCCAUGUGUGCCCAGACGGAGCACAGGGGCCACCACAUCAUCUCCAUCAAGAGAGAGGCCGCGAAGAAGAAGAGCAUAAUAAGACGGAGAAGCCUGAAAGUGCAGCGAGCCAUUCAAGAGCGACAGAGUGAAGUUGAGAAGAUAAAACACUCAGACCUCAGCGUGCAAGACAAAGAGCCCAUUAAGCAGCUGCAAGAAGAAAUCGCUGAGCUGCAGGAGAGGAACACUGAGCUGCAGCAGCUCUCACAGACCGAAGACAACCUGCACUUGGUACAGAGAUUCCUGCACACGGCCUUAUGACGGGACCGACACAACUCACAGGAGCAACAGAACAAAGUCAUUUUAUUCUUCAGUAGUCGUGCACAGCAGCAUAUUUAGUUUGCUUUAAACGGACGUUGUAAAGCUUCUUGUGGAGCGUUCAAUGAGACAAUCCACAUCGCUUGUACAUGUUUCCAUUCAAUAGAUUGAUUAUAGAUGGACGGAUAAGGUACUGAUAUCAUUUAACUCUUACUAGAAAGUGAAUUCAUACUUUUUCUAUUGUCUAGUCCUUGUUGAACUGUAAAAGCUGUAAAAAAACAACAACAAUUCUCUGGAGAAAAAAAGGAUUAAUGAGCAUUUAUCCAGUAAAUCUGAAACCAGCUGAACUUGAUGGUAUGAAUGUAACUUAUUCCUGAGUGGAUGAUGUGACGAACGGUGCUUCAGUGUUGAAAAGGUUUUUGAUUGUCUGAAUAAAAGCAAAAUGAAUUCCUGUAUUUAUACAUGUGAAAAGUGCAUUCAUGAGUAAACCCGACAUGAAAUCAA
Stegastes partitus (bicolor damselfish) is the source of this 1388-nucleotide messenger RNA. Its product is annotated as tripartite motif-containing protein 47-like. The coding region runs from base 126 to 887 and encodes 253 amino acids. The transcript has 4 exons. The record is from RefSeq and is a predicted model, not a curated record. Lineage: Eukaryota; Metazoa; Chordata; Actinopteri; Pomacentridae. Gene Ontology annotation, molecular function: zinc ion binding.